GUCGUUUCUAAAAUAAUUUGUUUUAAAUUUUGUGGCACUCACAAGCCCAUUUUGAGUGUUACUAACCGUCUUACAUAAUGAAACAAUAAGGAGAGUAACAAAAAAUUGACUCAUAGAUGAGUUUUUGGUUAAGUUUAUUUAUAUAAUACAUAAAUGUGACAAGCCCGCCCCGUGUUAAAGUGACGUAAGAAAUAAUCGAAAAAGUAGCGUGCAGUUGUGUUGUGCAAACAAGUUACAAAUCAAUAUAAAAACACGUGCACCAGUUCCAUGGGCGCCCCUAUCCAGGGAAAAGGCAAUAAACGUGUUAACGCAAACGGUAAAUUCAUCCCAAUGAUGCGGCCCCGCGGCCCCUUUCCUCCACCCCGUGGCCCCAUGGGCAUGCGGCCCAUGAUGGGGCCCCCGCAUAUGCGCCCACCUCCACCUCGUGGCCUUCGCCCACCACCGCCCCGCCUCCCCAGAGGGCCCAUAAUGCCGCCUCGGAUGAUGGGCCCCGGCCCACGACCCCUGCCACCGCCCGGCAUGCGGCCUCCGCCGCCACACAUGAUGGGCCCCAUGCGCGGGAUGGGUUUCAGACGCGGGAUGCCGCGCAAGCCCCCCAUGGGGGCCUUCAAGGGGGUGCAAAGGGGCCGAGUGUUGAAGCGGCGACGUCCCAUGAUCAAAGACAUUGACUUGACGAAAGAGUGGGUGACGGACGCGAUUAGACAAGAGUUUAAGAAGAAGGAGGAGCUGUUGGCGGCUGCGAAGAGUGCGGAGAGCAAGGAGGCCUGGGCCACGUACAGGACGCAGAGGGAGAAGUGCAGUCAAAUGUACCAUGUGGCGGAGAUGGAGUUCGUUGGGCUGCAGGAGACGACCGAACAAGACUGGGACGACUUCGAAUACGAAGAAAAUCCAGAGUCUGAAGUGUUUUUUUGCGAUGUUUGCGAAGAGGAUUUUUAUACGCGAGAGCAUUACGAGAAUCACAUGUCGCAGCACCGAAUAUGCGGUGUGGAUGGGUGCCAGUACACAGCGCCUCAAAAAAUGAUCGAAAAACAUAUCCAAAUGCAACAUUUGACUGGCCUUUAUGAAAAAAUUCGAAGUGUUAAUACGCCCGAAGAAAUCGCGAAAUGGAUCGAAGAACGAAAAGUUCGAUACCCGAGCAGGGAAAAUGUCCAAAAGAGGUACGAAAGACGGGAGGAGAUGUUGAAAAGGGGGGAGAAAAUUGGGGAGAGGAAAAAUCGAUUCGGGAAGGAUAAGACAAGACUGUCACGAGUCAGGCACAAAAAACAACAGCGGAAAAAUGUGCCGAAAGUUGUCAAAAAUCCCGAACAAGCGAAGCAAUCUUUAAUUGAUGAAAAAUGUGACUGGAAUGGGACAAUGUUUCCGUUUCGAGGCACCAAGGAAUUAUAUAACGAAGAGGAUGAGAAGGAAACGAGUGAUUACGAUGAUGAGGAAUGGAUGGAUGGUUCGGGAAAAGUCACUGUUGAAUUAAAUAAUGCAUUGGGAGCACUAAUGGGUGCGUAUGAGUCGGACCAAGAAGAAGAAACGCCUCAGACUGUCGAUAAUGACGCUCCAACUGAAGAAAAAAUACAAAGAGAACAAGUAGAAUAUCCAAAUGAACAAGCGAGUGAUACUAAAGUCGUCAAAACAAACAAGCGGAGAAGAUUAUCUAGUGGUAAGAAACAAAAACUAAAUAACAAACCUGAACCGGGUGGCUUUUCGCGAAUGAAAUUCGUUAAACGUAAGGUAACUCUGUUGGAAAAGUUGUUAGAUAGUGAAAUAAGGCACGAGCGCAAUGUCUUACUACAAUGUGUACAGCAUGUCGUCACUAAUAAUUUCUUCAGAUAAAACUGUGAUCAUUUUUACGCAAUAUAUUUUUGUAAAGUA
Tribolium castaneum (red flour beetle) is the source of this 1863-nucleotide messenger RNA. Its product is annotated as nuclear FMR1 interacting protein 1. Gene Ontology annotation, cellular component: nucleus. The coding region runs from base 268 to 1824 and encodes 518 amino acids. NCBI's taxonomy places the organism in Eukaryota, Metazoa, Arthropoda, Insecta, Coleoptera, Tenebrionidae. The transcript has 3 exons. The record is from RefSeq and is a predicted model, not a curated record. Gene Ontology annotation, biological process: box C/D snoRNP assembly.